This is a messenger RNA of Ruditapes philippinarum (Manila clam), 730 nucleotides long. RefSeq names its product ATPase SWSAP1-like. The coding region runs from base 98 to 706 and encodes 202 amino acids. Gene Ontology annotation, biological process: double-strand break repair via homologous recombination. The transcript is spliced from 6 exons. NCBI's taxonomy places the organism in Eukaryota, Metazoa, Mollusca, Bivalvia, Venerida, Veneridae. Gene Ontology annotation, molecular function: single-stranded DNA binding. The record is from RefSeq and is a predicted model, not a curated record. Gene Ontology annotation, cellular component: Shu complex.
ACAUGAGGAUGAUGACAGUGAUAUUUUUUAUUAGUCGUGCUUUUGUAAACAACACGCAGACCAUUUUUUUACAUAAAUGGCAUAAAAAAGCAAGGGUAUGACUGGGCUACUGUAUUCCUUUCCACUGACAUCACCGUGGUUACAAACUGAGAUAGAGGAAGACCAGUCAAAACUGACUAACUGUUUGAAGCUGUUAAAUAAAGAGAAUUGUCCUUUGGUUUUUCUUGGAGAAGGUCAAUGUGGUAAGACAGUUUUGUUAUUUCAAGCGGCAGUGGCAUACGCCAGUCAAGAUUAUCAUGUGACAUACAUUAGCCGCAGUCCUCUUACUCAGAUGCCAUUAUCCGUGCAUGGUAUGACGAGACCCGAGACUGCAGGUUUACUCAAAACCCUCACAUUUAUGUAUAUAAACAAAGUGCAGAAUCUGGUUGAAUUUUGUGCUUCAAUCCACUCGAAAUCUCUUGUACCGGACAUGCUGAUUGUUGAUGACCUUGACUUUUAUCUACAACAAUCUAUGGAUCCUAGUCCAGAGGUUGGAUGUGCUCGACUAUGUGCCAUUCUAGAAGACACUUUGUCAUAUAUACAGACUAAAAGUUGUGCUGGCAUGAUGAUGCUAGGAUGCCGAAAGAAAUUCAAGUUUAUCACACAAAUCUUCAAACAGUUUCGUCUAGCUGUAGCAGAUAUUACAAGUAAUACACCAGUCAUUUGAUACUCUUUGUCCCUACUGCACCUU